Pogona vitticeps (central bearded dragon) is the source of this 1422-nucleotide messenger RNA. RefSeq names its product free fatty acid receptor 2. Gene Ontology annotation, cellular component: plasma membrane. Gene Ontology annotation, biological process: G protein-coupled receptor signaling pathway; cellular response to fatty acid. Lineage: Eukaryota; Metazoa; Chordata; Lepidosauria; Squamata; Agamidae. Gene Ontology annotation, molecular function: G protein-coupled receptor activity. The record is from RefSeq and is a predicted model, not a curated record.
ACCAGACAUACACUUGGGUUGUCUCCAACCACUGUCUGUCACACACAGCAUUCAAGCCUGGAUGACAAAGGCUAAGCCAGUAAGUGGACCAUCUCGGGAAGGUUGUAGAUCCGCUGCUCUGUGAAGACGGAAUAUUCUACUAGAAAACAAGUCCUAAGAGGAUGGCAUCUAAAACUGCGGUCCUAGCCGUCUACAUCUUUGCCUUUGUCAUAGGCCUCCCUUCCAACCUCUUGGCCUGCUACUCCUUCCUGAGGAAAGUGCGCCAGAAGCCGGUCCCCAUAGACAUCCUCUUGCUCAACUUGACCCUGUCCGACCUUUUCUUUCUUCUCUUCUUGCCUUUCAAGAUGGUGGAAGCUGCUCAAGAUCACAUCUGGAACCUCCCUUAUUUCCUUUGCCCGCUGGUCAACUUCUUGUUUUACAGUAGCAUCUACCUCAGCACCCUCUUCCUCAUGGGGGUGAGCGUGGAGCGCUAUCUCUGCGUGGCCCACCCAGUCAAGCACAAAUUAAACCGCCGGCCGACCUAUGCCAGAGUGGCCAGCAUUAUCUUCUGGAUCCUGGCCUGCUCCCAUUGCCUCAGCAUUGUCUAUGUUGUGGAGUACUAUGGACACGAGAAGAAAGAAGAAGAAAUCAGGUGUUACAGCAACUUCUCCACUAAUCAGCUUCAUAUUGUCCUCCCUUUCCGCCUAGAAUUAAGCAUUGUCCUCUUCGCCAUCCCCUUCGUUGUCACCUUUUUCUGCUACGUCAGCGUCAUCCGCAUCCUCACCAUCAUGCCUAACAUCAAACCCAAUAAGAAGCAACGGGCCGUGGGUCUGGCUUUGGCCACUCUGCUCAACUAUGUCAUUGCCUUCGCCCCCUACAAUAUCUCCCACAUCGUGGGCUUCUUUCAAAACACGGAACCUUCGUGGAGGGAGGAAACCUUCUUCCUCACCUCUCUCAACACCACCUUGGACCCUGUGAUCUUCUUCUUCUCCUCGGCCACCAUCCGCCAAAGCUUUAAUGCCUGCUGGCUCCGUCUGCGCUCAUUUGUUGUCUCACUUUGUUGUUCAUGUUGCAUCAGUGCUCCUGAAUGCAGUGCCAAUGCAGCAGGAGGUGGGCAGUUAUCUGCUUCAAAUAUAUUGGACUUGGCAGGAACUAGUACACCCAUUCCUUACUCAAAAUCUGCCACAUCAGAGUCUUGAACAUCCUACAAGAAUGAUUUGGCAGAUAAGGCCUGUGCUGAGAAGAGAAGAAACUGGAGCCCGGGACUUUGUUUUGUGUAUCAGAGUUCACAAAACGUUCACCUGAGGAAUCCAAUGCAGUGUUAGGGUUGCUUCCAGAUUUGGGCUGGUGUCUUCAAAAAGCAACCAUCUUUCUCUGCCCAUCUCCUGUUAUGGAGAUCGAACAAGAUAAUGCUUCUGUCGGGUAUCCACACCAGCUAGCUGA